Molecule: messenger RNA, 1716 nt
Organism: Schistocerca piceifrons (Central American locust)
Lineage: Eukaryota; Metazoa; Arthropoda; Insecta; Orthoptera; Acrididae
Gene: Syx5
Product: syntaxin-5
Exons: 7
Coding region: 208-1329 (373 amino acids)
Biological process (GO): vesicle fusion; endoplasmic reticulum to Golgi vesicle-mediated transport; intracellular protein transport
Cellular component (GO): SNARE complex; Golgi membrane; endomembrane system
Molecular function (GO): SNAP receptor activity; SNARE binding
Source: RefSeq, a predicted model, not a curated record
UUGUUUGCUGACGUAAGGGAAAGUAGUGAGAAGUCAGCGUAUGAGACCGAAAUUGAUGUGUGGUAGAAAAUUGAUAUGUUUUGAAUACUUGUUUUCAAUAAUUUUACCUUGCCCGGCAAGGUGAUAAUAAUUGACGAGACUGUCAGAUAUGAGAUCUGGAGGCAGGCGCCAAGGAACUUAUUCCAAUUCAGCCCACGUUAGACUCCAAUGACAGCUAGGAGGCGACGUGGUGGCUCCGAGUCUGAACAGGCACCGCUUAUUAUUUCGACUGGAGCAUUACACACCUCAGAAAGUCCGUGGAAUAGACAGUCUACCCCUUACAGAAGUAAUGUGUCAAAUGCCCGAAGCGCUGAAAUAGAAGACACAGAAUUGCAAGAUAAGGACGCAGCGAUUAUUAGGAAAAUGACUGCACGAGACAGGACUACGGAAUUUGUUAAUGCUAUAAGAUCAUUGCAAGGACGAAAUGUGGCCAGAGCAGUGGCAGUUAGAGAUCCAAGGAGAGCCAAGUUUAUGCAGAGCUAUGCAGAAUUUAUGAUGAUAGCAAGGACUAUUGGCAAAAAUAUCAGUAGUACUUACACAAAGUUGGAGAAGUUAACAUUAUUGGCCAAAAAAAAGUCCCUCUUUAAUGAUCGACCAACUGAAAUCCAAGAAUUAACUUAUAUUAUAAAAGAGGAUUUGAAUAACUUAAAUCAGCAAAUAGCUCGACUACAAGAAGUAGCUCGUAUGCAGAGACAAAAUCAGCAAAAUGGACAUCAUUUAAUCUCUCACUCUUCUAGUGUUGUGUUGGCACUACAGUCAAAACUUGCUUCCAUGUCAACUGAAUUCAAGCAGAUUUUAGAAGUAAGAACUGAGAAUUUAAAACACCAAAAAUCCAGGCGAGAACAGUUCUCACAGGGCCCUGUGUCGUCAUCACUGCCACCAUCAGCAAUUUCUGGACCCCAUCAGGGCUCUGUACUUCUGGCAGAGGAACAAGUUAGCAUAAGCAUGGAACCUGGCAGUGCUCUUUUGCCAGCUUCACAGAAACAAGCUAUGGUCUAUGAUGAGACGGACUCGUACCUUCAGAGUCGAGCAGAAACUAUGCAGAACAUUGAGUCAACAAUUGUUGAGCUUGGGGGUAUUUUUCAGCAACUUGCACAUAUGGUGAAAGAACAAGAAGAAAUGGUUGAAAGGAUUGAUACCAAUGUGACAGAUGCAGAACUCAAUGUUGAAGCAGCACACGGGGAAAUUCUUAAAUAUUUCCAGUCAGUAACAUCAAAUCGUUGGCUGAUGAUAAAGAUAUUUGGUGUCCUGAUUUUCUUCUUCAUUUUUUUUGUGAUAUUCUUAGCAUAAGCUGGAAUGGUGCAGACAGAAAACCAGCACUGUAUUAAUCCUCAUCUGCCGUGCAGUGGAAAUGAAAGAGAUUAGACACAAUUUGUGCACUGUUAGAGCACUUGAAAAAAUGUGUGGAAUGGCAACAUGAUUGUGUUAGCCACUCUGCUGCUCGAGAACUGGAUGACAGUGGUAUUCUGAAGACAAAUCACCAGAAAGUUUUGUUACAAGAAAAGUAAAGUGUCAUUUUAUAGAAACGCAAUGUUGUUUCCCUGUUGAAUUUAUAUCAAGUCUUAAUGUGAUAUUUCAAGCUGUUUUUUUUAUUAUAUACUUGCAAGUAUUAAAAGCUUGGAAUAGAGAACUGUGAAAGAAUUUCUUUAAUAAAAAGACUGUAUUUUAAUAUUUUUA